Molecule: messenger RNA, 2124 nt
Organism: Spirodela intermedia
Lineage: Eukaryota; Viridiplantae; Streptophyta; Magnoliopsida; Alismatales; Araceae
Source: the annotation of a GenBank genome assembly
AUGGCUCCGGUGGAUCCACACUCAUUCGCUGACUCCGAGCAGCCCUUCGCCACCCACAUUUCCCUCUCCCUGUAUCUGGACUUCUCCCAGUCCACCAUCCACGGCACAGCUCUCUUUACCCUCCCCAGAGCCCACGCCGGCGCCAUCACCCUCGACACCCGCUCCCUCCACAUCUCCGCCGUCCUCCACCCUGAAACCCUCGCCCCUCUUCCCCACCACCUCUCCUUCCCGCCGGACCCCAUCAAGGGCCAGGCUCUCACCGCCACACUCCCCUCCCUCUCCUCCUUCCUCGUCGCCUUCUAUACCUCCCCUUCUUCCUCCGCCCUCCAAUGGCUCUCCCCCCCGCAGACCUCCGGCAAGGUUUCCCCCUUCGUCUACACCCAGUGCCAGUCCAUCCACGCCCGCUCCAUCUUCCCCUGCCAGGACACCCCCGCCGCGCGCAUUCGCUACUCCGCCCGCCUGAACAUCCCCGCCGGCCUCUGCGCCGUAAUGGCCGCCGCGCGGGGCCGGCGCCGCGAGCCCCACGCUGGCGAGGCGGCGCCGGCGUGCCCCGACGGCACCUGGUGCGCGGAGGACAGGAUGGUGGAGGAGUUCCAGAUGGAGCAGCCGAUCCCGCCAUACCUGUUCGCCUUCGCCGCCGGCGAGAUCAGGAGCAGGGAGGUGGGGCCGAGGACCUGCGUGUACGCCGAGGGCGGGGUGGAGGUGGUGGAGUCGGCGGCGAGGGAGUUCGCCGGCGCGGAGGAGAUGAUCCGGGUGGGGGAAGGCCUCUUCGGGCCUUACGAGUGGGAGAGGUUCGACUUACUGGUGCUGCCGCCGAGCUUUCCCUACGGGGGCAUGGAGAAUCCGAGGAUGGUGUUCUUGACCCCGACGGUGAUCAAGGGCGACGCCAGCGGCGCGCAGGUGGUGGCGCACGAGCUCGCCCACAGCUGGACGGGGAAUCUCAUCACCAACAAGACCAACGAGGACUUCUGGCUCAACGAGGUUCCUCCACCUCCGCUGCUCCGUUCCCAUCCAUCCCUGAAGUAACGUCAUCAUCAUCAUCCUCUUUGCGGUUUCUAGGGUUUCACGACGUACGCAGAGAGGAGAAUAGUGGAGGCGGUGCAGGGGGAGGAUCGGGCGGCACUGAACAUCGGAAUCGGAUGGAGGGGCCUGAACAACGAGAUGGAGAGGUUCAAGAACAACAUGGAAUUCACGAAGCUGAAGACUAACCAGGAGGGCGUCGAUCCGGACGAGGUCUACUCCGAGGUCCCCUACGAGAAGGGCUUCCACUUCCUUUGGCGCAUCGAACGGCAGGUACCGACGGAUCUCCCAACCCAAAAUCCAUAGCUAGUUAGAUCCCUGCAACAGCAAAAAAAAAAAAACACGCCGUCAGAAUCCUCCUGCAAUCCUCAUCAGAUCGGACGGGACGAGUUCGAUCGGUUCCUGAAGAAGUACAUCGAGAAUUUCAAGUUCCAGUCGGUGGACACGGAGACCUUCGUGGAUUUCCUGAAAGAGAACGUACCAGGGAUAGAUCAGGAGAUCGACCUCGAGGUGUGGAUCUACGGCACCGGCAUCCCCCCGGACGCCGCCGAGCCCGUCUCCGCCAUAUACUCCAAGAUCCUCUCCCUCUCGGAGAAGAUCAAGCUCGGGGAGAUGCCGGCGGAGGAGGAGGUGGCGGAGUGGUGCGGCCAGGAAUGGGAGCUCUACCUCGAGAACCUCCCCAAGCCUCUGGAACCUUCUCUGGUGACGGAACGCCCCUCUUCUCCAUGAUUAUGAACUCCCGCCCGCCUCCUGGGAGAGAUUUGAAAGGGAUCUCCCGCCAUUUUUGUUCUCCCUGCGCAUUUGCAGGUGGCGGCGCUUGACGCGAGGUUCGGCCUGACGGAGAGCGGGGACUGGGAGGUGAAGGUGGCCUUCCUCCAACUGGCCAUCGCCUCCGGCUGCAAGGAGUACAUGGCGGUGGUGGAGAAGGCUCUGAAGGCGGUGGGGAGGAUGAAGUAUCUCCGCCCCCUCUACACCGCCCUGCUUCAAUGCCCCGAGAAGGAGGAAGGGAAGAUACUCGCCCACCGGCUCUUCGCAGAGGCCCGUGAGUCCUAUCACCCCAUCGCGCAAGGCGUGGUGGAGAGCAUCCUCUCCAGGCACCAGUAG